AUGUUUUUUGAUAAGAGACAGUUUCCGUUUUUGAAAGAUGAAGAUAUACAGUCAUUGGCGAAUAAAGGAAUAGAGAAUGCUGCUGAUUUUUUAAGGGCUUCGCUUACACAGCUAGAUGAGUCAUGCAAUUUGACAAUCAAGCAAAUCCUUCAAAUGCGCGAUUAUUUCCUCCAAAACUCUGAAUUCCUCCGCCCACCAAAAUUGCUCCCAGAAGAUCCCGAAAAAAUCGAAUGCUUGGAAGAAGGAAUAAACGACUACCUCGAAGGCGGAUUCACUCCCGGAGAGAUCGUACUCUUCUCGCAGCACGAAGGAGAACACGACAUGGUGAAAGAACUGAUGAGUGAAAUCAUGGAAGAGUUUUCGGCGAGAUUCGCGACUUGCAUCGGCGAAACUUUGAACAGCGGCCUUUUUCUUCCGAAAAACGACGAUGCUUUAUUGAACGUAAAUGUUUACUCGCUGGGGACAUUUGCCGAGACGCUGCGAAAAGGCUUGGAAAACCUGUUCUACCCAGCAUCUCAAUUCGCGGUGAACAAAGAUGCUCCUCUUUCCUUCAUGCACAUUCUUCGCAAAAUCGCCAAACGAACAAACCUCGUCUUUAUCCUCAAUCUUCAAAAAACCGGAACGUCGGAGGAAGUCUACCGAAUCAUCAGUCAAAAAUCACACAAAGAAAUUUACGCUGAGCAGAUGUUUGACCCGUGGAUAGCGCUUUUUAAAGGAAAAACAUCGUCGAAUCAUGAGAUUUCGCUGCACUUGAAAUUACGCGAAAAAGACGAAGAGAAUCAUACUCUUACAUAA
Messenger RNA from Oikopleura dioica, 795 nucleotides. NCBI's taxonomy places the organism in Eukaryota, Metazoa, Chordata, Appendicularia, Copelata, Oikopleuridae. The record is from the annotation of a GenBank genome assembly.